UCUGUUGGGAUUAUCAAAUGACAGAUACCGAGCUAACUUUACAUGUUCGUGCCGUUAUUAUACAUUUUAUUGAGUAGGUGUUGGUCGGUGUUUAAAAUAACCUUCUCACUAUAAUUCUAAUUUAUAUUUAGAAUAAACUUUACUGUCGUAACCCGGAACUCGUAUAGUGAAGCAACAAAACUGCCACAGAAGUAGCUAAAAUAGCAAACUAGCCAGAGGUUUGCCUGAAGUUCCAGUUAGCUUAACCAGUUAAUAUGGGCAUCCAAAGAAGUUGAAGUAACAAUAGUUCGUCUCAUUUGGAGCACUAGAUAACAUGAUGGUCGAGGAAGUGUGCAGCCUAAUUGACAUUAUGACAACAAAGUAACUUUAGGCAUGUGGCUAAUACAAGAAGAGUCCCCAACUGCUUUCAAAGAACAGCAACACAAUGGGAAACCAGGAGUUGGAAGACGUAUUUGUUGCAGUCAUCCGUCCGAAAAAUACUGUGAGCCUGACCUCCAAAGAAUAUCGUGCUAAGGCGUAUGAGAUCCUCCUAAUUGAGGUUCCUCUGGAAGGGAAAGAGAAAAAGAAGAAAAAAGUUCUGCUUGGAACUAAGAUCCAACCUAACGGAGACAAAGCGAGGUCCAUCCUGGAUUAUGUUGAUGAAACAACAAAACCGAUCUCCAAUAACCAGGGACUGAUUGGAAAGCGUGUGGUGCAUAUGAAGAAGUUCCCCUUGGAUGGGGACCGAGAAGGAAAGGAGGCUUCUCUGUUUAUUGUGCCAAUCAACAUGAAAGACAACAGUAAACCCAACUACCAUCCCGGCAGUCCGAAUUUCUACUGCCUGCAGGACAUCAUGCGUGUGUGCAGCGAGACCAGCACCCACUUCUCACCCAUCACCUCCAAGAUGCUUCUGGCACUUGACAAAUGGAUGGCGGAGCAGCACACGGUGCCUCACGCCAUCGCGGCUCUCUUCCGCCCGGCGCCCCUGGACCGCAUCAAGACCAACGUGAGCAACCCGGCGUACGCGCCCGAGAGCUGGCAGAGUGACGGCCCACUGCACAUGGGCUACACGGCGCUGGAGAUCAAGAGCAAGAUGAUGUCGCUGGAGAAGGCCGACAUGUGCGUCUUCAACCCGCUCUACGGCUCCGACCUGCAGUACACCAACAGGGUGGAUAAAGUCAUCAUCAAUCCCUACUUUGGCUUGGGAGCUCCCGACUACUCCAAGAUCCAGAUCCCCAAGAGGGAGAAGUGGCAGCACAGCAUGAGCAGUGUGACUGAGGACAAGGAGCGUCAGUGGGUGGACGACUUCCCCCUGCACCGGAGUGCCUGUGAGGGCGACACAGAGCUGCUGACGGAGCUGCUGUCCAAACUGCCGGAAAGUCGCCUCUCCGUCAAACAACUGGACAGCGACCACUGGGCCCCCAUUCACUACGCCUGCUGGUAUGGGAAGGUGGAGGCCACAAAGCUGCUUCUAGAGAAAGGGAACUGUAACCCCAACCUGCUGAAUGGCCAGCUCAGCUCUCCUCUACACUUUGCCGCAUUAGGGGGUCAUAAAGAGAUCGUCCAGCUCCUCCUUCAGCACCCAGAGAUAGACCGGCACAUUGAGGACCAGCAGAAGAGGUCUCCUUUGCAGCUGUGUGAGGAGAACAAGCAGAACGAUUGGGAGGAGACGGUCAAACUCCUGCAGGAAGCCAACAGCAGACCGUAUGAGAAGGUGCGGAUCUACCGCAUGGACGGCUCGUACCGCUCGGUGGAGCUGAAGCACGGCAACAACACGUCCGUCCAGCAGAUCAUGGAGGGCAUGCGCCUCUCGCAGGACACCCAGCAGUACUUCACCAUCUGGAUCUGCUCCGAGAACCUCAGUCUCCAGCUGAAGCCUUACCACAAGCCCCUGCAGCACCUGCGAAUCUGGAACGAGAUUGUGACGGACCUGACGGUUCUGGACCCGCAGAGGGAGCAUCCUCUGCUCUUCCUCAGGAGAGACGUCCGGCUGCCUCUGGACAUCGAGAAGAAGGUGGAGGAUCCACUGUCCAUCCUGAUCCUGUUUGACGAAGCCAGGCACUGCCUCCUGAAGGGCUUCUACCCGUCUCCAGACAGCAAGCUCAUCACCCUCGCCAGCCUGCUGCUGCAGAUCAUCUAUGGCAACUACGAGAGCAAGAAGCACAAACAGGGCUUCCUCAAUGAGGAAAAUCUCAAGUCCAUUGUGCCCAUAUCUAAAGUCAAGAGCAAAGCCCAUCACUGGACCAACAGAAUUCUCCACGAGUACAAGAAUCUGAGCACUAGUGAGGGUGUAAGUAAGGAGAUGCACCACCUGCAGCGCCUCUUCCUGCAGAACUGCUGGGACAUCCCCACCUAUGGGGCGGCCUUCUUCACGGGACAGGUCUACACCAAGGCCAGCUCCAGCAACCACAAGGUCAUCCGUGUCUACGUUGGGGUCAAUACCAGAGGCCUGCAUCUUAUGAAUAUGGAGACCAAGGUGCUGCUUAUCAGUCUGGAAUACGGGUCAUUUAUGUGGCAGUUGGGUCAAGCUGACCUGUACUUCCAGAUCCAUAGCGUCCAGAACAAGAUGAACUUCAUUGUGCACACCAAACAGGCUGGCCUUAUAGUGAAGCUGCUGAUGAAGUUGAGUGGGCAAAUCGUUCCAAACGACAGACUUUCUGCAGACAAAUAUGCUUACGGUUAACCCCAGAGCUUCAUGAUGUGUGUUGUGUGUUUUACUUUGUAUUUUUAUAAAAUUGUUGCUUAUUUACUUUUAUGUCACUUUUUUUUUUACUUAUACUCCAAAAACAAUAAUGCUGAAAUGUAAUACCCAGUACUAUUCAUGUCAUGUUAGUUUUUUUUUUUGUUUCUAAGCAUUACAAAUGGCUUGUUUUCAUUGUAAUAUUUUUCCAUGGAAUGUAAAUAUGUGUAUUUAAUGGUUCUGUUUUA
Molecule: messenger RNA, 2907 nt
Organism: Alosa alosa (allis shad)
Lineage: Eukaryota; Metazoa; Chordata; Actinopteri; Clupeiformes; Clupeidae
Gene: krit1
Product: KRIT1 ankyrin repeat containing
Exons: 17
Coding region: 425-2662 (745 amino acids)
Biological process (GO): negative regulation of angiogenesis; cell redox homeostasis; regulation of establishment of cell polarity
Cellular component (GO): cytoskeleton; plasma membrane
Molecular function (GO): protein binding
Source: RefSeq, a predicted model, not a curated record